AUGGCGACCCAAUCACUCUCAAGAUGGACUUAUUUAGACAAUAUCCGUCGAACUCCUGGACCAUUUACUGAUGAGGAGUUUGAUGGUAGCGAGGCAUGCACUGCUCUCCUCGAUCAUAUGAAAAUCUUGGUAAUUGGAGCGGGAGGUCUUGGUUGCGAAAUCUUGAAGAAUCUAGCGCUAUCAGGAUUCAAGACGAUUCAUGUGAUUGAUAUGGAUACAAUCGAUGUUUCAAAUCUGAAUCGACAAUUUCUUUUCCGCCAUAGCGAUGUUGGCAAGUCCAAGGCUGAAGUUGCAGCCAAAUUUGUGGAGAAACGAGUAAAGGGUGUCACCAUUGUGCCGCAUAAUUGCAAGAUCCAAGACAAGGAUGAGGAAUUCUACAUGCAAUUCAGCAUUGUUGUAUGCGGGUUAGACAGUAUCGAAGCCCGACGAUGGAUUAAUUCUAAAUUGGUCGACAUGGUUGAUAUGGAAAACCCGGACAGUCUGAAGCCAUUGAUUGACGGAGGUACCGAAGGAUUCAAAGGUCAAUCCCGUGUAAUCUUACCGACCAUGACUUCUUGUAUCGAGUGUCAACUUGAUAUGCACGCACCAAGAGCUGCAGUUCCUCUCUGUACGCUAGCUACAAUUCCUCGCCAACCGGAGCAUUGUAUCGAGUGGGCUCACAUUAUGGCAUGGGAGCAAGAGAAGCCAUUUCCUAAGCUAGAUAAUGAUGAUCCAGAACACAUCACUUGGCUUUACAAGAAGGCCCUAACUAGAGCGCAAGAGUUUAACAUCCCGGGUGUUACUUAUUCUUUGACACAAGGAGUGGUCAAAAAUAUUAUUCCAGCAAUCGCCUCAACUAACGCAAUAAUCGCGGCAAGCUGCUGUAAUGAAGCGUUCAAAAUCGCAAGCAGUACCAAUCCCUCUCUUGGGUUGGAAGAAAAUUACAUGAUGUACAGUGGAGACGACGGCAUUUACACUUACACCUUCAAGCAUGAGAAGAAGGACGACUGUCCCGUGUGUGGAAACUUGGCAAGGGAUUUGAGCAUCGACCCCAAUUUGACUCUUCAGGAGUUCAUUGAUUCUCUUGCACAUAGACCAGAAGCACAGCUCAAGAAGCCUUCAAUUCGUUCAGCCGACAAUAAGUCUUUGUACAUGCAGAGCCCGGAGAGCUUGCGCGUGAAGACUGAGCACAACUUGUCGAGGAAGAUGGGAGAAAUGACAGGGGACGGGGAUGAGGUUGCAGUGACAGAUCCGUCAUUAGGUUCAGUCAUGUUCAAGUACAGACUGAAAUUCUCCAGGGAAUUUGUGGCAGAUGCUGCUGCGAAUGAGAGUGUGUCUGCUUAG
Molecule: messenger RNA, 1323 nt
Organism: Botrytis sinoallii
Lineage: Eukaryota; Fungi; Ascomycota; Leotiomycetes; Helotiales; Sclerotiniaceae
Exons: 6
Coding region: 1-1323 (440 amino acids)
Biological process (GO): protein neddylation
Cellular component (GO): nucleus; cytoplasm
Molecular function (GO): NEDD8 activating enzyme activity
Source: RefSeq, a predicted model, not a curated record